Molecule: messenger RNA, 1782 nt
Organism: Schistosoma margrebowiei
Lineage: Eukaryota; Metazoa; Platyhelminthes; Trematoda; Strigeidida; Schistosomatidae
Source: the annotation of a GenBank genome assembly
AUGCGACAUUCAAGACAUGAAUUCAAUUUCUCCGUAGUUAUAUGGUUACCCCUUUUACCACUUUUGAUGAUUUGUAUCGGAGAUUACUUUAGAAAGAAGACAUCCUCGAAAAAAGAUUUGUGCUGGGAAAGCCUGAAUAAUAACGUAUCAGCUUCGAGAGAGGCAGUGGAUUGGGUCUCAGCUGAGAUUUCUCAUCUUCGUAGAUUAUUUGACCUCAUUGAAAGUACUUCGAUCAGAACAAACAAGAAGGAUCAGAUGACAAAUGUAGAUCGGAUCGGUAUUUCUCAUGAAUCACUUAGACGUCGUGCUUUAAAUUACAUUGAUGAAGCACGAUACACUUUGAAAAAUUUACGCAACAUUUUUACCCAAUUAAAAAAAGUUAAUCAAAAGGAGUUGGACACUGAAACAGUUUCAUCGAUACAAGCAUCGUUAGUUCGUUAUCGACAGAAUAUAGAGGAAACUAUUUUACACUUGCAACUUAUUCUUAACAAACUAGGUGAAUUAGAUGAAUUUUCACAAAUCAGAAAGAAUGGCUUAAAUAGGCUUUCACAGCGAUUACAGGAGAAGAUUCAAAAACAACAGAAUCCGUCAGAUUGUAAAAUGACCAAAUAUGUAACAUUUGACUUCACUAAUUUGUGUGGAUUGGGUUGUUGUAUGCAUCAACUCAUAUACUGCUUACAAUUGGCUCUUGAAAAUGAGCGUGUUUUAGUAUUGAAGAAACAUCAUCCUGGAGAUAUAUUUCGAGAAUGGCUUCAUCAGAACAUGUUACCACUUUCUGACAAAUGCAGUUAUUUGGACUCAGAUAAAAGAUCAGAUAGCAUCAAUUGUCCUUGGAUUGUAAAGGUUCACAAAGAACACAACUGGUUGCCACAUGUUCUCCCGAUAGAUAUGAAUAAAGAAUUAUUACGUUUACAUGAAGCACCCUUUGUUUGGUUUGCUGGUCAGCUAGCGGCCUACAUUUUGCGUCCAAAGCCACACUUAGCACAAUUAAUCAAUGUAACCUUGAAGAGCUUUAAAACGAGUGGUGAUCCUGUUGUUGGCGUGCAUAUCAGGCGUACUGAUAAGUUAAUUUGGGAGGCUCAGUUUCAUAACUUAUCCGAGUACAUGGAACAUGUGGAUAAUUUCUUUGAUUUACACAGUGUUCAUCUCUUGACUAUGUCAAAGAGACAUGAUAUGAAUGGAGAGAGAUUUGGAUCAGUUUCUGAAAGAAUCAUUAGAAGAAAUAACUCUGUUCAAGCUAAGCGAAGUGUUUAUUUGUCGACAGAUGAUCCGAAUAUUUUUACUCAACUACCCUACAGUUAUCCAAACUACACUGUGUAUGGUAGUCCAGGUAGAUCGCAGUCAGCUAAUUUGAAUAUGCGGAUGUCAGUUAAUUCAAUGAAUAAUGCAAUUAUUGACAUCAUUGCACUUUCAAUGACGGAUUUCCUUGUGUGUACAUUUUCAUCGAAUGUUUGUCGUUUAGCUUAUGAGUUGAUGCAAACACGUCAUGUGGAUUUGGGUGAUGCCACACAAUUAUUUCAUUCAAUCGAUAAGUUAUAUCAUGAAGAAGAUUACAGCAGAAUGAAAUUUGAUGUGAUCAUUCCAGAUAUGAAGAUACUGAGAAAUCAUGUGAUGGUUCGAGUCGGUGGUGGCUGGGAUACACUGAGUCAUUUCUUAUCGAAAUACGAUGAAUGUCGUAAAGUUAAUCCAUGUAAGAAUGCUUUCAAUUCAGUUUUGAAGUUUUGCAAAGCUUUACUUGUUGGUACCAAACUAUUUCACAGAUCAUGUGUUGUUAGAUCAUAG